AUGGUGGAUACCAAUGGAAACGUCUUCCAGCUUCCAGAUUAUACUAUUGGAGACAUCCGCAAAGCCAUCCCGGCGGAAUGCUUCGAACGAAGUGCACUGCGUGGACUUGGCUACAUCGUCAGGGACGUCACCCUUCUUGCGGCCACAUUCUGGGUAUUUCACCAUUAUGUCACUCCAGAGAAUGUACCGUCAGUCAUCGCCCGCGGCCUUCUUUGGACAGUAUAUGGCUUUCUGAAUGGCUUGUUUGGUACCGGGCUAUGGGUAAUGGGUCAUGAGUGUGGUCAUCAGUCGCUGUCCACUUCGAAAGUUCUCAACGAUACGGUUGGUUUCAUUGUGCAUUCGUCGUUAUUAGUACCGUACUUCUCUUGGAAGAUAUCUCACGGGAAACAUCAUAAAGCAACAGGGCAUAUGCAACGCGAUAUGGUAUUCGUGCCAAGAACACGAUCGGAGUUCGCCAAACGUACCGGCAUCGCGAUCGAGAAUCUAUCCGACGUCGUUGAGGACGCUCCGCUGUACUCAUUUCUCAUGAUUUUCGCCAGGCAGCUCCUCGGAUGGCCGUUCUAUCUCCUUGCAAAUAGGACGGGUCACAACUAUCACGACAGGCAGCCUGAAGGUCGUGGGAAGAACAAAACAAAUGGAUGGAGUGGUGGGGUUAAUCAUUUCAGUCCUAGCAGUCCCCUCUACGAAGCCAAAGACGCCAAGUGGAUUGUCGUCAGCGACAUUGGUGUCAUUGGGGCGCUUGCAGCUCUGUAUUCGAUUGGAAGCACAUUUGGCUGGUCCAAUCUUGCUGUUUGGUACCUCUUGCCAUACUUGUGGGUCAAUCAUUGGCUAGUUGCGAUCACAUACCUUCAGCAUACCGAUGCCGCACUUCCGCACUACGAUCCUCAAGCAUGGACAUACGUCCGAGGAGCUGCAGCCACGAUCGAUCGCGACCUAGGUUUUGUCGGUAGACACCUAUUCCACGGUAUUGCUGAAACACAUGUGCUACACCACUAUGUUUCCGUUAUACCAUUCUACAAUGCCGACAAAGCAAGCGAAGCUAUCAUACCUGUCAUGGGUCAUCAUUAUCGCUCAAACACAAAAGACGGGCCUGUUGGCUUUGUAAAAGCGCUUUAUACAACCUUCAGAGAAUGUCAGUGGGUCGAACCAACCGAGGGUGUUGAAGAGGAUAUGCAGCAUGUACUGUUCUAUAGGAACAACAACGGGAUCGGUACCAGACCUGCGACAAUGCGUACCUGA
Alternaria alternata is the source of this 1239-nucleotide messenger RNA. RefSeq names its product oleate delta-12 desaturase. Gene Ontology annotation, biological process: lipid metabolic process. Bases 1 to 1239 code for a protein of 412 amino acids. NCBI's taxonomy places the organism in Eukaryota, Fungi, Ascomycota, Dothideomycetes, Pleosporales, Pleosporaceae. Gene Ontology annotation, molecular function: oxidoreductase activity. The transcript is spliced from 2 exons. The record is from RefSeq and is a predicted model, not a curated record.